GAAUCGAGAGCUUAAGAGGAGGAAGAGGAGGAGGAGGAGGAGGAGGCAGCUGUUUGGAAAUGAAACUCAGCCCCCAGGUGUGUCAAUCAGUAGGCGGGUGUUUCCUCUCUCCUAUAAGUGACAGCGUACAGUACAACCAGGAAGUGGAGAUCAGUAGAGGAGCAUAACCCAGGCGUUUGUGAUCUAGCGGAGGUUCGGUCCUCUGCGCACCGACUGCCAGCAUGCAGUUCUGGGACUUCCUGGGCUGCACCAACGGAGACAUUUCCAGAAUAUCAUACUACGCAGAAUAUGACGGCCGCCAGUUAGCCCCAGCGUUAGCAUCUGAGUCAGGCAUGGCAUCGUCUUCCUACUUGGAAUCCAACCUCAAUCACUCGGCGGCGGGUGGUUGUGGGGUUAAAUCCCGGUCCGGAAUGCCCGGAGGUCCCGGCACCAGCAGCUCGGCUGGAGGUCUGGAGCGACCCCCCGGUUCCAUGGACCGGGUUCUCAAGAUCUUCCACUACUUUGAGACAAACAGUGAACCGUGCACCUGGGCCAGCAACAUCAGGCAUGGGGACGCUACAGAUGUCAGGGGCGUCAUCCAGAAGAUAGCAGAGAUCCACAAACUGCGCUGUGUGUCCUCUCUGGGCCUCCGUCUGACCCAUUUGCACUCUGAUGCUCUCCACUGGUUGCAUCCUGAUCUGGGUGUGUCUCAUGUACGGGAGAAAUAUGAGAAACAGCACCCCCAGGAGGAAUGGAGGUAUGAGUUGCGGAUGCGGUACCUUCCUAAAGGUUAUCUCAGCCAUUUCUCUGAAGACAAACCUUCUCUGAACUACCUCUAUCACCAGGUAAAGAGUGACUACAUGCAACAUAUAGCUGACCAGGUGGAUCAAGAUGUUGCACUGAAACUGGGCUGUUUGGAAAUAAGGAGGUUCUUCAGAGAGAUGCCCGGCAACGCCCUGGAUAAGAAAUCCAACUACGAACUACUAGAGAAAGAUGUUGGUUUGAGAAGGUUCUUCCCUAAAAGCCUGCUGGACUCCCUGAAGGCAAAGGCUCUUCGUAAGCAGAUCCAGCAGACCUUUAAGCAGUUUGCUAACCUCAACGAUGAGCAGAGCAUCCACAAGUUCUUUGAGAUCCUCUCUCCCAUCUACCGCUUCGACAAGGAGUGCUUCAAAUGUGCUUUAGGGUCUAGUUGGGUAAUAUCAGUGGAGUUAGCUAUCGGACCAGAGGAAGGAAUCAGCUACCUCACAGACAAAGGCUCGACACCCCUCACUGUCACUACAGCGUCGCUGACCACAGCAGAAAACAUGGCCGACUUGAUUGACGGCUACUGCCGGCUCGUCUCCUCAGCUUCUCACUCGUUCAUCGUCAGAGUCCACAAAGAGGGAGACAGAGCUCUUCCUUCUAUACCAAAAGUUUCAAAUCAUGAGAAGCGGAUGGAAAAGCGGAUGGACGGAGUACGAACCCGAGCCGUUUGUGUCUCAGAAACAGACGACUAUGCUGAGAUCAUAGAUGAGGAGGACACCUACACGAUGCCUUCAACACGGGACUAUGAGAUUCAGCGGGAUCGUAUCGAGCUCGGCCGCUGCAUCGGCGAGGGUCAGUUUGGAGACGUCCACCAGGGAGUCUACAUCAGUCCGGACAAUCCAGCUCUGUCUGUGGCAGUAAAGACGUGUAAAAACUCAACGUCUGACAGCGUCAGGGAAAAGUUCCUCCAGGAAGCAUUGACCAUGCGUCAGUUUGACCAUCCUCAUAUUGUGAAGCUGAUGGGAGUUAUCACUGAGAAUCCAGUGUGGAUCAUCAUGGAGCUCUGCACUCUGGGAGAGUUACGGUCAUUUCUCCAGGUGAGGAAAUACAGUCUGGACCUGGCAACCCUCAUCCUGUACUCUUAUCAGCUCAGCACGGCUCUGGCCUAUUUGGAAAGCAAACGCUUUGUACACAGGGACAUCGCAGCCAGGAAUGUGUUGGUGUCUACAGUCGACUGUGUGAAGUUGGGAGACUUUGGUCUGUCACGAUACAUGGAAGAUAGCUCCUAUUAUAAAGCAUCUAAAGGCAAACUACCUAUCAAAUGGAUGGCUCCAGAAUCCAUCAACUUCAGACGGUUCACAACAGCCAGCGACGUCUGGAUGUUUGGCGUCUGCAUGUGGGAGAUUCUGAUGUACGGCAUCAAGCCUUUCCAGGGUGUGAAGAACAACGACGUGAUUGGCCGGAUAGAGAACGGCGAGCGCCUGGCAAUGCCGCCUCAGUGUCCCCCGACUCUGUACAGCCUGAUGACCAAGUGUUGGUCGUACGAUCCCAGCAAGAGGCCGCGAUUUACCGAACUGAAAACGCAACUAAGCACUAUCCUAGAGGAGGAGAAGGUCCAGCAGAAGGAGAGGAACCGGAUGGAGAUGAGGAGGCAGGUCACUGUUUCAUGGGACUCUGGAGGCUCUGAUGAAGCUCCACCAAAACCCAGUAGACCAGGUUAUCCCAGUCCUCGGUCCAGUGAAGGUUUCUACCCCAGUCCUCAGCAUCCUGGGCACUACCAGAUGGCGGGGUACCCAGGCCCUCACACUCUGCCCUCGGUGCCCAGCGCCUUGUACCCUCCACCGGCCGCCAUGCUGGACACUCACCACGCGCACACUCACCCCCGACACCACGUGCACACUCAUUCACACGUACAGCACCUUCCUCAGCCGCACGGACAGGACAUGGCUCUGUGGGGAUCUGCAAUGGAGGACGGUGCGGUAGACAUGCAGCAGUGUGUAGAACAGCAGUGCCUGUUAAUGGAGGAACAGCUGAUGAUACAACAGCAGCAGAUGGAGGCGGAUCAGAGGUGGCUGGAACAGGAGGAAAGGCUGCUGAAACCGGACACGAGGAGUUCUAGAGGAAGUCUGGACAGAGAAGAAGGUGGACUCCAACCACCGACAGGAAACCAGCACAUAUACCAGCCCGUUGGCAAACCAGAGCAUGCGGCGCCCCCAAAGAAACCCCCUCGACCCUCAGCCCAGAGCCAGCUGGGCGGCCUGGCCUGCCUGAAUACUGGAGACAGCUACAACGACGGAGUCAAGCCCUGGAGGCUGCAGCCUCAGGAGAUCAGCCCGCCUCCCACCGCCAACCUGGACCGCUCCAACGACAAGGUGUACGAGAACGUGACGGGAUUGGUGAAAGCUGUGAUCGAGAUGUCGAGCAGGAUUCAACCGGCGCCUCCAGAGGAAUACGUUCCCAUGGUCAAGGAUGUGGGUCUGGCAUUGAGAACGCUAUUGGCCACAGUGGAUGAGACUCUACCUCAACUUCCUGCCAGUACACACAGAGAGAUCGAGAUGGCACAGAAGCUGCUAAACUCUGACUUGGCAGAGCUGAUUGGGAAAAUGAAGUUAGCCCAACAAUAUGUGAUGACCAGCCUGCAGCAGGACUACAAGAAGCAGAUGUUGACGGCGGCUCACGCACUCGCGGUCGACGCCAAGAACCUGCUGGACGUCAUCGACCAAUCGCGGCUGAAGAUGAUGGCCCAGUCCCGCCCACAUUAGCCCAACGCCCGCCCAGCUGACCAACAGCAGCAUCACUGUGGUUUCUGUUGGCGGUGCAGAGCUAAAGACUCCUGGAUGAGUGACGUCGGUCAUGAUGGAGAGAACAGUCCGCGAAGAAUCAUUAGAAUCUGGGAAUAAAAUCUCCACCACUGUGACUUUGUCAUACAAGAACAGAGCAAAAACACUUCCUGAAUCAGGGACUUGGCAGCUUCGCUCUCUUUGGACUGGAACACAGUGAAGAAAGGAGGAAAAGCAACGAGGAAGAGAGGAAUAAACUGCAGCUCUGGGCCUGAGAUCAGUCUGAUUCCACAGUCAGAAGCUUCAUCUAUCGUGGGAGGGCUUGGGUCUCGUUGACAUCGAGUGGAUUUACAGCUUUUAGACAGAACCAUCGGACGCUGACAACAUAUCUGCAUGAAGCUUCACAGUGAGGAUGGACUUCACAUCAGCCAGCAGCCACUUAAUGACGUUGAUCUGUUGUUUUGACCGCUGGUACUGAACUCCUUCCUCAGAACAAACCAGAUGUUUUCUCCUCGGGUUCGGGUGGACGUUCAAGAAAACUCAGAGUAAACUCCAGGCUUUUCUUGGUCUCCUCCAUCCAGUCCUGUGUUCCCUCCGUCUCACCAGGUUUUAUUUAUAGACUCAAAUUGCAGAGGAGGAGACGGAGGGAGGAACAGGAAACACAGGACAGCCGAGCAGACCGAACACACAAUCCUCCUCCUUCCUCCCUGUUUCACUCACUUUUACCUUCCUCUCAGUCUUCCUCAGCUCCUCUCUGAGCAGGUUUUAAAGACUCCAAAUGUGAAGAAUCCAACUCUGUCUGGGUACACACUCAACUACUCUUUUUUUAUUGGCUGGCUCCAUGUUUUUUGUGUUGUUUUGAGCAGUCUUCUUCUUCUUCUCCUUCUCCUUCUUCUUCUUCUUCUUCUUCUCCUUCUUCUUCCUCUGUGCUGAAAACAAGCAGAUAUUCAAUCCCAGCAAAGACUGAUGGAAAAAAACAUGGAUUCUGAGGGUUCGGUGUGAAGAGGAGGUUCUCAUGUCUCAGACUGGUCACUGAGCUUUACUUCUUUCCUCUAUAGUCCCAAUAUUGUCCAGAUGUUCCUCAUAUAAAACUAGUGUCACACCUUUAACUGUCUGACCACCCACCAGUGACGCAUACAGUCCUCCCACCUGGAACCUUCGUGCUCCGAGUCCCAGUUUCUGUCAGGUGUAACACUUUAAAAUGUCCCUCCUUAUAACAGUCCCCAGGGAAACAAACACACAUGAAAUGUGGAGCCACAUGACUGGAACUUGUCUUGCAGACACAAAACACUGAACUGAGAAUACAGCAGAUCACAUGUGUUAAUAUCGAGCCCACAUGGAGUGUAAUGACUUACUGCUAUAUGAAUUAUACUGGUGACUGUACUGGUGUAGCAUGAUAUACUGGUACAGAGAAGAGCAUAUUUGCACAGCACCAAAAAAACAAACAAACAAAAAAAAACCCCACAUCCUAACUUUUUUAAUCCUAUUUUACCCAGAUGUGAUUCCCAUGUUUAGCCAGCAAAGAAACUAUCAAAUAUCUGGGUGUUAUAGGGAUUAAAACCUUAAAAAAAAAUCAAUAAAAAAUACAAAAAAAAAAUACAAAAAACAAACAAAACAAUCUAUUUUAUCUCCUUGUUGUUGCGUAAAUCUGCUCAUGUUGGUAUAUUGUAAGCUAUACUGGUGUGUAUCACUGGUGAAUUGUACAGAACUCGUACUAGUAAACACUGGUUUUUAUUUUGUCUGGGCUAAAUCAGCCACCUUGUCAAAUAGGAGGAAAAAAACAAUGAAAUAAAAUAAUGACGAAAUCA
Molecule: messenger RNA, 5311 nt
Organism: Stegastes partitus (bicolor damselfish)
Lineage: Eukaryota; Metazoa; Chordata; Actinopteri; Pomacentridae
Product: focal adhesion kinase 1-like
Exons: 33
Coding region: 222-3485 (1087 amino acids)
Biological process (GO): protein phosphorylation; signal complex assembly
Cellular component (GO): cytoskeleton; focal adhesion
Molecular function (GO): protein tyrosine kinase activity; ATP binding
Source: RefSeq, a predicted model, not a curated record